GCUGAUGCAUCAGAUGAAUGCUGCUUUUGCCCAGCGUUUCUCAGGAGGGAGGACAGUUGGAGAGGCUUUGCUGCUAAGGAAAUUAUUUAAAUAUUGCUGGUUUGAGAGGAAAAAUACAUAAAGAAAAGAGGCACAGAAGCAAACAAUCCUUAAAGGCCAAUGGUGGGAAGACAGAAGUUAACUUCAUUAACUUAAGCGAGUAGGGGGAAAAACACUCUGCAAAGAUGGAAGAAGAAGAAUAUGAGGAGGUUGUGGAGUACUACAUUGAAGAGGAGGUCAUUGAGGGUGAACCGGGAGAGAUAAUUACGGAGAUCACGGAGACAACAUACACCACUGGAUCUGGUCCUCACACGGUAACCACUACAAAGCAUACUACUGAAACCAUGGACACUGCUCACAAGGCCUCUCCUCCUGUCAGAAAAAAGGUUGUACGGAAAAAAGUGGACACGUCAAAGUUUAUGACACCUUACCUGGAUCACAGUUCGAAAAUGCAAAAGCUCUUCAGUGACAACAAGUACAAAGAGAAGUUUGAGAAGGAGAGAGGGAAGCCAUAUGCAAUCACAAGUGACACCCCUGAACUUCGAAGAAUCAAGAAAGCCCAGGACCAGCUCAGUGAGGUUAAAUAUCGCAUGGCUGGUGAAGCGGCAAAGACUAACUGUCACGUGGAUGGACAAGCAAGAGACAUAGAACACGCAAAGAAGGUCUCCCAGCAAGUUAGCAAGGUGUUAUACAAACAGAACUGGGAAGAGAAUAAGGAAAAGUACCUGCUCCCCCCUGAUGCUCCCGAGUUUGUGCAGGCUGUAAAAGCUUCCGAAAUGUACAGCAAGAAACGAUACACCGAAGACUGGGAAGCGGACAAAGCAUUAUUCUACCCUUAUGACGACAGCCCCGAACUAAGGAGAGUAGCACAGGCGCAAAAGUCCCUCAGUGAUAUUGUCUACAAAAAGGGGCACGAUGAACGCAAAGCUAAAUACACUUCUCUGCCAGACCCACCUGAUGUGGAGCUUGCCAGGAAAGUGACCCGACAGCUCAGUGAUCGCAACUAUCAUGAAGACUAUGACAAGAAGAUCAGGGGCAAAUGGAGCCAAACUCCAUGCUAUGAUGUUGCAGUUGCCAGAAUGAAUGCUGAUAAUUUGAGCCCGAGAAAAUACCAAGAAGACUGGGAGAAUCAGAAAGACCAAAUCUACUUUAUGCAGACUGAAACACCAGAGUAUGCAGUUAAUAAGAAAGCUGGAAUUGCUGCCAGUAAGAUAAAAUACAAAGAAGAUUACGAAAAAUCCAAGGCUUCUACAGAUUAUAAUGUGCUUCCAGCUACAGAGAACCCACUGCUUAAACAUCUGAAAGCUGCUGGAAAUCUUGUGAAUGAUAGGUUAUAUAAAGAAGCAUAUGAAAAAGCGAAAGGAACCAGCAUUAAUUACUGUGACACUCCCAAAUAUCAGAUCGACAACGUUCUGAAAAACUUCAGCGAUGUUAAAUAUAAAGAGGGAUAUCAGCAGAAUAUCUUGGGCCGCUACAUAGGCACCUUUGAGGACCCAUAUCAAACACACUGCAUGAAAGUUGCAGCCAUGAAGAGUGAUAAAAACUACAAAGCCGACUAUGAAGAGGACAAGGGAAAGGGCUACUUCCCUCAGACCAUAACUCAAGAAUAUGAAGCCAUGAAGAAGUUAGACCAGUGCAAAGAUCAUACCUACAAAAAGCAUCCUGAUAAGCUCAAAUUUACACAAGUGACAGAUUCUCCUGUUCAGACACAAGCGCAGAUCAAUUCCAAGCAGCUGAGUGAUCUGAACUACAAAGCCAAACAUGAGAGUGAGAAAUUCAAAUGUUCCAUCCCUCCGGACGCCCCCUUGUUCCUCCAGUCCAGAGUCAAUGCAUAUAACAUCAGUGAUACUUGCUAUAAGUACGACUGGGAGACAUCGAAAGAUAAGAAAUUUGAGAUCAAGUUUGAUGCCAUUCCAAUUCUAGCCGCCAAAGCCAAUCGAAAAAAUGCCAGCGAUGUGGAAUAUAAGAAAGCUUAUGAACAGAGCAGAGGGAAGAUGGUUGGAGCUCUGAGCAUCGAGGACGAUCCCAAGUUGCUACAUUCUCAAAAAGUAGCCAAACUGCAAAGCGAUAGACUAUAUAAGGAAGCAUAUGAAAAAGCUAAGGGAACAAGUAUCAACUACUGCGAUACCCCGAAGUAUCAACUUGACAAUGUGCUGAAAGGCUUCAGCGAUGUUAAAUAUAAAGAGGGAUAUCAGCAGAAUAUCUUGGGCCGCUACAUAGGCACCUUUGAGGACCCGUACCAAUCACACUGCAUGAAGGUUGCAGCCAUGAAGAGUGAUAAAAACUACAAAGCCGACUAUGAAGAGGACAAGGGAAAGGGCUACUUCCCUCAGACCAUAACUCAAGAAUAUGAAGCCAUGAAGAAGUUAGACCAGUGCAAAGACUAUGCCUACAAAAAACAUCCCGAUAAGCUCAAAUUUACACAAGUGGCAGAUUCACUCGUGAUGGUACAAGCACAGAUUAAUUCCAAGCAGCUGAGCGAUCUGAACUACAAAGCCAAACAUGAGAGUGAGAAAUUCAAAUGUUCCAUCCCUCCGGACGCCCCCUUGUUCCUCCAGUCCAGAGUCAAUGCAUAUAACAUCAGUGAUACUUGCUAUAAGUAUGAUUGGGACACAUCAAAAGAUAAGAAAUUUGAGAUCAAGUUUGAUGCCAUUCCUAUUCUUGCUGCCAAAGCCAAUCGAAAAAUUGCAAGUGAUGUGGAAUAUAAGAAAGCUUAUGAACAGAGCAGAGGGAAGAUGGUUGGAGCUCUGAGCAUCGAGGAUGAUCCUAAAAUGCUACAUUCUCAGAAAGUGGCCAAACAGCAGAGCGAUCGUGAAUACAGAAAAGGUUACGAAGAGUCAAAGACCAAGUACACAGCGCCGUUGGACAUGAUCCCAGUAGUACAAGCAAAGAAAGCACAGGCAAUUGUCAGCAACACAGACUACAAGCGUCUCAUCCAUAAUUACUGCUAUCCCCCCGACAGUAUUCCUGUGGAACUUGCCAAGAAAGCCAAUUCUAUACAGAGUGAUAAUGAAUACAGAGCUGACUACAACAGUGAUAUGAAAGGCUGUGGCUGGAUACCACUUGGGUCCCUAGAUGCUGAAAAAGCCAAGAGAGCUUCCAAUAUUAUCAGUGAGAGAAAAUAUCGUCAGCAUCCAGACACUAUUAAGUUUACACAAAUUGAAGAUGACCCUGUUGUAGUACAGGCUAAAAUCAACCAAGCUCAAAGGAGUGAUGUAAUUUAUAAAGCCAAAAAUGAAGAUGUAAUUCAUAAAUAUCACCUUCCGGCAGAUGCUCCCCAGUUUCUCCAGGCAAGGGUUAAUUCCUACAAUCUCAGCGACAACUGCUACAAACUGGGGUUGGAAGAUCUGAAAUCGAAGGGAUAUGACCUAAGAAUUGAUGCUAUUCCCAUUAGAGCUGCCAAGGCUGCUAGACAUGCGGCCAGUGAUUACCAGUACAAAAAGGAUUAUGAACUUGGCAAGGGUAAACUGGUUGGCUUCCAGAGUCUCCAAGAUGACCCCAAGCUGGUCCAUUAUGUGAACGUUGCCAAGAUGCAGUCGGACCGGGAGUACAAGAAAGCUUACGAGGAGAGCAAAACCAAAUACAACACUCCGCUGGAUAUGGUCAACGUUGUCGCUGCCAAGAAAGCCCAGGACAUUGCUAGCAAUACAAAUUACAAACACUUGGUGCACCAUUACACAAUGUUGCCUGAUGAUAUGACCGUGGAACGGUCCAAAAACAUGAUGCAGAUUCAGAGUGAUAAUCUUUACAAGGCGGACUUUAACAGCUGGAUGAAAGGUAUCGGGUGGAUCCCAAUUGGUUCAAUGGAUGUAGAGAAAGUUAGAAAAGCGGGAGAUGCUUUGAAUGAGAAGAAGUACCGCCAGCACCCGGACACGCUCAAGUUCACCAGCAUAGUAGACUCGCCUGUCAUGGUCCAGGCUAAGCAGAACGCACUGCAGCUCAGUGAUAGACUAUACAAAACUUCCGGAGAAGAAAUCAAGCACAAAUACCACUUGCCUUCGGAUGCCCCUCAGUUCAUCCAGGCUAAAUACAACGCAGCCAACAUCAGUGAUAGCUAUUAUAAACAUGGCUAUCAUGAGCUGAUAGCCAAAGGACACAACGUAUUGGGUGAUUCUAUUCCAAUUACUCUGGCCAAGGCGUCAAGAAACAUUGCUAGUGAUUACAAAUACAAAGAAGCCUAUGAAAAAGCAAGAGGAAAACAUGUUGGUUUCAGAAGCCUGCAAGAUGACCCUAAGCUUGUCCAUUCUAUGCACGUGGCAAAAAUGCAGUCUGAACGGGAGUAUAAGAAAGACUAUGAGAAGAGCAAGACUUGCUAUCACACACCUGUGGAGAUGGUCAGCAUCCAAGCUGCCAAGCAGGCUCAGGAUGUAGCCUCUAAUACUCACUACAAACACCUGCUCCAUCGUUAUACCUACCUGCCAGAUGCCAUGAAUGUUGAACUGACAAGGAACAUGAUGCAAAUUCAGAGUGAUAACAUUUACAAGCAAGACUAUAACAGCUGGUUCAAAGGAAUUGGGUGGAGUCCUCUAGGUUCUCUGGAGGUAGAAAAAGUUAGAAAGGCUGGAGACGCAUUAAAUGAAAGGAAGUACCGCCAGCCCCCAGACAAAUUCAAGUUCACAAGCUUAAUGGAUGCAAUGCCAAUGGUUUUGGCGCAACACAACACCAAACAGCGAAGUGAUAUAACGUACAAGCUGGAAGGUGAGAAAGUUAAGCACAACUACCACUUGGAUCCAUAUGUUCCUGAGUUUAUUCAAGCAAAAGUCAAUGCCUACAAUAUAAGUGAUCAUUCUUACAAAGCGGACUAUAAGAAGUUAAUUGCCAAAGGGUAUGAUCUGAAGCCAGAUGCCAUUCCUAUCAUUGCUGCAAAAGCUUCACGAAACAUUGCCAGUGACUACAAGUACAAGGAAUCAUAUGAGAAAGAUAAAGGAAAGCAAGUUGGCUUCCGCAGCCUGCAAGACGAUCCUAAAUUGGUCCAUUAUAUGAAUGUGGCCAAACUUCAGUCAGAACGUGAAUACAAGAAGGACUACGAAAGCAGCAAGACCAAGUAUAACUUGCCCAUGGACAUGUUCAGUGUGAUAGCUGCUAAAAAGGCCCAGGAAGUGAUCACUGACACAAACUAUAGAACAUCUCUGCAUAAUUAUACCCUUUUGCCCGAUAACAUCAGUGUGGAACGGUCAAGAAAUAUGAUGCAGAUUCAGAGUGAUAAUCUUUACAAAGCAGAUUUCAACAGCUGGCUGAGAGGAGUAGGCUGGGUGCCGAUCCAGUCUCUGGAAGUGGAGAAGGCAAAGAAGGCCUCCGAAAUCAUUAGCGAAAAGAAAUACCGUCAGCACCCAGACAAGCUGAAAUACACUAUUGACAUGACUGCUAUGGAGCAAGUCCUGGCAAAACAAAAUGCUGUUACGAUGAACAAGAGACUGUACAAUGAAAAAUGGAACAAAGAGAAGGCAGAAAUUCACGUGAUGCCCGACACGCCAGAGAUAAUCUUGUCCAAGUUCAACCAAGUCACCAUGAGCGAUAAACUAUACAGGGCUGGCUGGGAAGAAGACAAAAAGAAAGGCUAUGAUUUGAGGCCAGAUGCUAUCUCAAUAAAAGCAGCCAAAGCUUCAAGGGAUAUUGCAAGUGAUUACAAAUACAAACUAGCCUUUGAGCAAGCCAAAGGGAAACACAUUGGAUUCCGUAGUCUGGAAGACGACCCUAAACUGGUGCACUUCAUGCAAGUUGCUAAGAUGCAGUCGGAGCGUGAAUACAAGAAGGACUAUGAGAAGUCAAAGACCCGGUUCCACACCCCAGUUGACAUGUUCAGUGUGGUGGCAGCCAAGAAAGCACAGGAAGUGGCAACGGAUACAAACUACAGGAAUAUUAUCCACACGUAUAAUGUUUUGCCUGAUUCUAUGAACCUGGAACUGGCCAAAAACAUGAUGCAGAUUCAGAGUAAUAACCAGUACAAAGCGGACUACGAUGAAUUCAUGAAGGGGGUUGGAUGGGUUCCAUUGGGAUCUUUAGAAGCCGAGAAGAACAAGAAAGCCAUGGAGAUCGUCAGUGAGAAGAAAUACAGGCAGCAUCCAGACAAACUCAAGUAUUCUAUCAAGAUGGAUUCUAUGCCCAUGGUCCUGGCUACACAAAACGCAAAGACCAUGGACGGGCACCUUUACAAAAAGGACUGGGAAGCAGACAAGAUCAAGAUUAACAUCACUCCAGAUAUCCCUGAGCUUGUUUUGGCAAAAGUCAAUGCAUUCAACAUCAGCAAUAAAAUGUACAGACUUUCCAUGGAAGAAGAUAAGAAGAAGGGAUAUGAUCUGAGGGCUGAUGCAAUCCCCAUUAAAGCUGCUAAGGCUUCCCGAGACAUUGCCAGUGAUUACAAAUACAAACUGGGAUAUGAAAUGGAUAAGGGCAAACUUGUUGGCUUCCGCAGCCUCCAAGAUGACCCAAAGCUUGUUCAUUACAUGCAAGUAGCUAAGAUGCAGUCGGAUCGCGAGUACAAGAAAGCCUACGAAACCAGCAAGACCAAGUACAACACCCCGGCCGAUACUUUCAGCGUCAUGGCUGCCAAGGAAGCUCAAGCAAAUAUCACCAACACCAACUACAAAAGGCUCAUCCACAAAUAUAUCCUCCUGCCAGAUGCCAUUAAUGUAGAACUGGCAAGAAACAUGAACCGGAUUCAAAGCAAUCAUGAAUACAAACAAGAUUACAACGAAUGGUACAAAGGACUUGGUUGGAGUCCUGCUGGGUCACUGGAUAUUGAAAAGAGUAAGAAAGCCACUGAAAUUGCAAGUGAUUCGAAGUACCGCCAGCAUCCAAGCCUUUUCCCAUUUAAGAAGCUGAUGGACUCAAUGGACAUGGAACUUGCGAAACACAAUGCUGGUGUUAUGAAUAAGCAUUCAUAUAUAGAUGCGUGGGAGAAGGAUAAGACGAAGAUUCACGUGAUGCCAGAUACACCCGACAUUAUGCAGGCCAAAGCAAACAAGUACAAUUACAGCCAGAAACUGUACAAACUUGGAUGGGAAGAAUUGUUGAAGAAAGGUUAUGACCUCACCGCUGAAGCAAUCUCAGUGAAAUCUGCAAAAGCAUCAAGGGACAUCGCUAGUGAUUACAAGUACAAAGAAGGUUACCGCAAGCAACAGGGGCAUCACAUUGGAGCACGCAGCAUACAGGACGACCCCAAACUUGUGCAUUCUAUGAAUGUAGCCAAGAUACAGAGUGAGAGGGAAUACAAGAAAGACUUUGAGAAAUGGAAGACCAAGUAUAUCAGCCCUGUGGAUAUGCUGGAGGUCUUGCACGCUAAGAAUUGUCAGAAACUGGUCAGCGAUAUCGAUUACCGUCAUUUUCUGCACCAAUGGACAUGUCUCCCGGACCAAAAUGAUGUCAUCCAUGCUAAGAAAGUAUAUGAAUUACAAAGCGAUAAUGCAUACAAAACAGAUCUUGAGUGGCUGAAAGGCAUUGGGUGGAACUCAUACGGAUCUCUAGAAUCGGAAAAGAACAAGAAGGCUUCUGAGAUUCUGAGUGAAAAGAAAUAUCGCCAGCCUCCAGACACCGUUAAAUUCACAAGUAUCCCUGAUUCAAUGGAGGUGGUUUUGGCAAAGGAAAAUGCCAAGCAUAGGAGCGAUAAACGUUAUAGAGAAGCAUGGGAUAAGGACAAGACUCAGAUCCACAUCAUGCCUGACACUCCCGAAAUUAUCCUGUCCCGAGCCAACUUAAUUAACACGAGCGAUAAACUCUACAAGUUAGGAUUUGAAGAAUUGAUAAGGAAAGGCUAUGACCUUCCACUCGAUGCCAUACCAAUCAAGGCUGCGAAAGCAUCUCGAGAUAUUGCCAGUGAAUACAAGUACAAAGUUGGAUAUCGCAAGCAGCUUGGCCACCAUGUUGGAGCACGCAGCAUACAGGAUGACCCGAAACUUGUGCAUUCUAUGAAUGUAGCCAAGAUGCAGAGCGAAAGAGAAUAUAAGAAAGACUUUGAAAAAUCAAAGACCAGGUAUACCAGCCCUGUGGAUAUGCUUGGAGUCUUACUGGCAAAGAAUUGCCAGAAGCUGGUCAGCGAUGUCGAUUACCGUCAUUAUCUGCACCAGUGGACAUGCCUGCCAGAUCAGAAUGAUGUUGUGCAUGCCAGGAAAACAUAUGAACUUCAGAGUGAUAAUAUGUAUAAAGCAGAUCUUGAAUGGCUAAAGGGCAUUGGCUGGACUCCAAGUGGUUCCUUGGAAGCUGAGAAGAAUAAGAGAGCCUCUCAGAUCUUGAGUGACUACCUCUACAGACAGCAUCCCGACAAAUUCAAAUUCACAAGUCCCAUUGAUUCUAUGCCUAUGGCUUUGGCAAAGCAUAAUUCUGAAGUUAUGGACCAUCGCAAGUAUAUAGAUGCAUGGAACAAGGAUAAAACCACCAUUCAUAUCAUGCCAGAUACUCCUGAAAUUAUACUGUCGCAGCAGAACAAGAUCAACUAUAGUGAUAAAUUAUACAAACUUUCAUUAGAAGAGGCCAGGAGAAAGGGUUAUGAUCUUCGUGUAGAUGCAAUUCCAAUCAAGGCUGCUAAAGCUUCAAGAGAUAUUGCAAGUGAGUACAAAUACAAAGAAGGCUACCGCAAGCAAGUUGGCCACCACAUUGGAGCACGCAGUGUGCAAGACGACCCAAAACUUGUGCAUUCUAUUAAUGUAGCCAAAAUGCAGAGUGAGAGGGAGUAUAAGAAAGACUUUGAGAAUUGGAAGACCAAAUAUACCACCCCUGUGGAUAUGCUGGAGGUCUUGCACGCUAAGAAUUGCCAGAAACUGGUCAGUGAUGUCGAUUACCGUCAUUAUUUGCACCAGUGGACGUGCCUGCCAGAUCAGAAUGAUGUUGUGCAUGCCAGGAAAACAUACGAACUUCAGAGCGAUAAUAUGUAUAAAGCAGAUCUUGAAUGGCUAAAGGGCAUUGGCUGGACUCCAAGUGGUUCCUUGGAAGCUGAGAAGAAUAAGAGAGCCUCCCAGAUCUUGAGUGACUACAUUUACAGACAGCAUCCUGACAAAUUCAAAUUCACAAGUCCCAUUGAUUCUAUGCCUAUGGCUUUGGCAAAGCAUAAUUCUGAAGUUAUGGACCAUCGCAAGUAUAUUGAUGCAUGGAACAAGGAUAAAACCACCAUUCACAUUAUGCCAGAUACUCCUGAAAUUAUACUGUCGCAGCAGAACAAGAUCAACUAUAGUGAUAAAUUAUACAAACUUUCAUUGGAAGAGGCCAGGAGAAAGGGUUAUGAUCUUCGGGUAGAUGCAAUUCCAAUCAAGGCUGCUAAAGCUUCAAGAGACAUUGCAAGCGAAUACAAAUACAAAGAAGGCUAUCGCAAGCAGCUUGGCCACCAUAUUGGAGCUCGAAGUGUGCAAGAUGACCCGAAACUUGUGCAUUCUAUGAAUGUAGCCAAAAUGCAGAGUGAGAGGGAGUAUAAGAAGGACUUUGAGAAAUGGAAGACUAAGUAUAUUAGCCCUGUGGACAUGUUGGAAGUGUUGCAUGCUAAGAAUUGCCAGAAGUUGGUCAGUGAUAUCGAUUACCGUCAUUAUCUGCACCAGUGGACCUGCCUUCCAGAUCAGAAUGACGUCAUCCAAGCUAGAAAGGCCUAUGAUCUCCAGAGUGAUAAUGCCUACAAAGCAGACCUUGAGUGGAUGAAAGGCAUUGGCUGGGUCCCUAUUGGUUCACUGGAUGUGGAAAAAGCCAAGAAGGCUGGAGAGAUCCUAAGUGAAAAGCAGUAUCGUCAGCCACCAGACAAAUUCAAAUUCACCAGUGUGACAGAUUCUCUUGAAAUGGAGUUGGCCAAGCAUAAUGCAGAAACAAUGAACAAGCGUUUGUAUACGGAAGCUUGGGAUAAAGACAAGGUUACGAUCCACGUGAUGCCUGAUACACCUGAAAUCAUGCUGUCAAAAUUCAACAAGCUAAACUAUAGUCAGAAAUUAUACAGACUUGCUAUGGAGGAGGCAAAGAAGGAUGGCUAUGACUUACGUUUGGAUGCUAUCCCAAUUCAAGCUGCCAAGGCUUCCAGAAAUAUUGCCAGUGAUUACAAAUACAAAGAAGGCUAUCGCAAGCAGCUUGGCCACCAUAUUGGAGCUCGAAGUGUGCAAGAUGACCCGAAACUUGUGCAUUCUAUGAAUGUAGCCAAAAUGCAGAGUGAGAGGGAGUAUAAGAAGGACUUUGAGAAAUGGAAGACUAAGUAUAUUAGCCCUGUGGACAUGUUGGAAGUGUUGCACGCUAAGAAUUGCCAGAAGUUGGUCAGUGAUAUCGAUUACCGUCAUUAUCUGCACCAGUGGACCUGCCUUCCAGAUCAGAAUGAUGUCAUCCAAGCGAGAAAGGCCUAUGAUCUCCAGAGUGAUGUGCUUUACAAAUCAGAUAUGGAAUGGCUGAAAGGUGUUGGUUGGAUUCCUUCUGGCUCUUUGGAAGUUGAGAAAGUAAAGAGAGCUGGAGAAAUCCUAAGUGACAGGAAGUACCGACAGCCACCUGAUAAGUUCAAGUUUACCAGUGUCACAGAUUCUUUGGAGAUGGAGUUGGCAAAACAUAACGCCGAGACGAUGAACAAGAGAUUAUACACUGAAGCCUGGAAUGUUGAUAAAACAAACAUUCAUGUCAUGCCAGAUACCCCAGAGAUUAUGCUGGCAAAGGCAAACUCAGCCAACAUUAGCCAUAGACUUUAUAUCGAGGGAUGGGAAGAGGCGAAGCAGAAAGGAUAUGACUUGAGAGCUGAUGCAAUUCCAAUCAGAUCUGCAAAGGCAUCAAGGGACAUAGCUAGUGAUUUUAAAUACAAAGAAGCAUAUGAGAAGCAGAGAGGGCACUAUAUCGGGUUCCGAAACCUUCAAGAUGAUCCCAAGAUGGUGUUGGCUAUGCAUGUAGCUAAAAUGCAGAGCGAUCGGGAGUACAAGAAAGUAUUUAAUCAACUGAAGACGAAGAUCCAUAGUCCGGUUGACAUGCUAUCAGUCCUGUUGGCUAAGAAUUGUCAGAAGCUUGUUAGUGACAUUGAUUACCGCCACUACCUGCAUGAAUGGACCUGCCUGCCUGACCAGAAUGACGUCAUUCAGGCUAAGAAAGUGUAUGACAUACAGAGUGAUAACGUCUACAAGCAAGACCUAGAAUGGCUGCGUGGUAUUGGUUGGAUUCCAGAAGGUUCUUUGGAAGUCUUAAAAGUGAAGAAGGCCCAGGAGAUCCUGAAUGACAGACUGUACCGUCAACGACCAGACUCUGUGAAAUUCACCGCUAUUGUUGAUUCUCCAGAAAUUGUCUUGGCAAAGGCCAAUGCUCUGCUUCAGAGCAAUGCAUUAUAUCGUGAACUCUGGGAUAAAGAAAAGACACAGUUUACUCUUCCAGCUGAUACUCCUGAGAUGGUUCUGUCCAAAAUGAAUGCUCUGAACGUCAGCAAAAAACAUUAUGAAGCAGGGUGGGAAGAAGCCAAGAAAAAAGGUUAUGACUUAAGAGUGGAUGCCAUUGCAAUUCAGCAUGCCAAGGCUUCGAGAAACAUUGCCAGUGAGUACAAGUACAAAGAAGCUCAUGAGAAACAGAAAGGCCACUAUGUUGGAUGCCCUUCAGUGAAGGAGGACCCUAAACUUUCAUUUGCUGCCAAAGUAUUGAAGAUGCAGAAUGACCGGUUGUAUAAGCAAGCUUAUAACAAAUCCAAAGCCAAUAUUACUAUACCGGUGGACAUGAUGUCUGUUCAAGCAGCCAAGCUAUGCCAGUCUUUAGUAAGUGAGGUGGAUUAUCGGCAACAUCUGCACCAGUGGUCUUGUCUGCCCGACCAGAAUGAUGUGAUCCAGGCAAGGAAGGCCUACGAACUACAGAGCGAUGCUGUGUAUAAAUCAGAUCUGGAAUGGCUCCGGGGGGUUGGAUGGAUCCCCAAUGAAUCUCCAGAAGUGAAGAAGGUGAAAUAUGCGCAGGAAAUUCUGAGUGACAACAUUUAUCGCACUCCUCGGGAUCGUUUGAAAUUUACCCACAUCGUUGACACUCCUGAAGUUGUGCUUGCCAAAACCAACGCUGAGCAACUGAGUCUUGCUAAAUACAGAGAAGCGUGGGAUAAAGAUAAAACUACGAUCCAUGUGAUGCCAGACACACCAGAAAUCAUGCUGUCCAGGGCUAAUGCUAUCAAUGUGAGCAAUAAACUUUAUAGGGAAUCAUGGGAUGACAUGAAGAAAAAUAUUGACCUGAGAGCAGAUGCAGUCCCAAUCAAAACAGCCAGAGCCUCAAGAGAAAUUGCCAGUGAUUACAAAUACAAGGAAGGCUACCGUAAGCAACUUGGACACCAUGUGGGAUGCCGAGACAUUAACGACGAUCCCAAGAUGGUAUUGGCUAUGCACGUAGCUAAAAUGCAGAGUGACCGUGAGUACAAGAAAGUAUAUCAUCAAUUGAAGACAAAGAUCCACAGCCCUGUUGACAUGCUGUCCGUCUUGCUGGCCAAGAACUGUCAGAAGCUUGUUAGUGACAUUGAUUACCGCCACUACUUGCAUGAAUGGACCUGCCUGCCAGACCAGAAUGAUGUCAUCCAAGCCAGGAAAGCGUAUGAAUUACAGAGCGAUAACGCCUACAAACAAGACCUAGAAUGGCUGCGUGGUAUUGGCUGGAUGCCAGAGGGCUCUGUGGAAGUGCUCAAAGUGAAGCACGCCCAAGAUAUCCUGAAUGACAGAUUGUAUAAGCAACGUCCAGAUGCACUGAAAUUUACAAGUAUUGCUGACCCACCACCCGUUGUCCUGGCUAAGAUCAAUGCCCAACAAGUCAGUGAGAAUCUGUAUCGUGAAGCCUGGGAUAAAGAGAAGACUCAGUUCCAUCUUCCUUCAGACACCCCUGGGAUGCUGCAGUCCAAGAUUAAUGCUCUGAAUAUCAGCAAUAAACAUUACACUGGAGCCUGGGACGAGGCCAAAGCAAAAGGAUACGACAUAAGAGGUGAUGCUAUUUCAGUCAAGCAUGCCAAAGCCUCCAGAGAAAUUGCCAGUGAGUACAAGUACAAAGAAGCUCAUGAGAAACAGAAGGGCCACUACAUUGGAUGCCCUUCAGUGAAGGAGGACCCUAAACUUUCAUUUGCUGCCAAAGUAUUGAAGAUGCAGAAUGACCGGUUGUAUAAGCAAGCUUACAACAAAUCCAAAGCCAAUAUUACUAUACCGGUGGACAUGAUGUCUGUCCAAGCAGCCAAGCUAUGCCAGUCUUUAGUAAGUGAGGUGGACUAUCGUCAACAUCUGCACCAGUGGUCUUGUCUGCCCGACCAGAAUGAUGUGAUCCAGGCAAGGAAGGCCUACGAACUACAGAGCGAUGCUGUGUAUAAAUCAGAUCUGGAGUGGCUCCGGGGGGUUGGAUGGAUCCCACAUGAGUCUCCAGAAGUGAAGAAGGUGAAAUAUGCGCAGGAAAUUCUGAGUGACAACGUUUAUCGCACUCCUCGGGAUCGUUUGAAAUUUACCAACAUCGUUGACACGCCUGAAGUUGUCCUUGCCAAAACCAACGCUGAGCAACUGAGUCUUGCAAAAUACAGAGAAGCUUGGGAUAAAGAUAAAGUUAUGAUCCAUGUGAUGCCAGACACACCAGAAAUUGUGCUUUCCAGGGCUAAUGCUAUCAAUGUGAGCCAUAAACUUUAUAGGGAAUCUUGGGAUGACAUGAAGAAAUAUAUUGACCUGAGAGCAGAUGCAGUCCCAAUCAAAACAGCCAAAGCCUCAAGAGAAAUUGCCAGUGAUUACAAAUACAAGGAAGGCUACCGUAAGCAACUUGGACACCAUGUGGGAUGCCGAGACGUUAACGACGAUCCCAAGAUGGUACUGGCUAUGCACGUAGCUAAAAUGCAGAGUGAGCGGGAGUACAAGAAAGUAUAUAAUCAAUUGAAGACGAAGAUCCACAGCCCUGUUGACAUGCUGUCCGUCUUGCUGGCCAAGAACUGUCAGAAGCUUGUUAGUGACAUUGAUUACCGCCGCUACCUGCAUGAAUGGACGUGUCUCCCUGACCAGAAUGAUGUCAUCCAGGCCAGGAAAGCGUAUGAAUUACAGAGUGACGCUGUUUAUAAAUCCGACUUGGAAUGGCUGCGUGGAAUUGGCUGGAUGCCAAAUGACUCUGUCUCUGUCAAUCACGUCAAACACGCUCAGGACAUUUUAAGUGAGAGACUGUAUCGCACAAAAGUUGACAAACAACCGUUUACACCAGUGGCUGACAGGGUUGAUUAUAUCACAGCCAAACAAGGCGGGGAAAUACUAAGUGAUAUUAAGUACCACCAGGAAUGGAAUAACAUCAAGACAAACUAUACGCUGACAGACACGCCACAAUUAGAUGCAGCUAAAGAAGCAGCCAGGAUUCUUAAUCAUCAUCUGUACAAGGAGAAUUGGGAAAGAGAGAAAGCUACUGGUUAUCUUUUGCCUCACGACAGUGUGCCUAUCCGCCAUGCCAAGCAUUCAAGUGAUGUCCAAAGCGAGCUGAAAUACAAGGCAGACUAUGUCCACCAAAGAGGUCACUACGUCGGUGUCAAUAAUAUGAGAGAGGACCCGAAACUGGUGUGGUUUGAACAUGCCGGCAAGAUCCAGAACGACAGAUUGUAUAAACAGGCGUAUAACAAAACCAAGUCCAAAAUUCAUAUACCUCCAGAUAUACUGUCCGUCAUUGCAGCCAGAGACUGCCAGCAUGUUGUCAGUGAAAUUCCGUAUCGCCAUUACCUUCAUGAAUGGACUUGCCACCCUGAUCAGAAUGACUGCAUCCAGGCAAGGAAAGCAUAUGACCUUCAAAGCGAUAAUAUUUAUAAAUCUGAUCUGGAAUGGAUCCGCGGCUGUGGCUGGAUUCCCUUAGAUUCAGUGGAGCAUCGGAAAGUGAAGAACGCUCAGAACUUGAUUGAUAAGAGACUCUACACAAAAGAGGCUAUUAAUAAUUUUGCCAAUUUCACACCUGUGGAAGACCCUCCAGCUAUUGUUCUGGCAAAGGCAAACGCAAUCAAUCAGAGUGAUCUGAAAUACAAAGAAACCUUUAACCUUGAAAGAGGUCACUACAUUGGUUCUGAUGACACUCCAGCCCUGAGCCAUUCUAGAGAUAUGGCUAAACUGUACAGUGAUAACCUGUACAAGGAUUCAUGGGAAUCCACCAAGGCCAUUGGGUACACUCUGCCUCCAGACUACAUCCCUAUUGUCGGUGCCAAACAUGCCGAUUACAUUAACAGCGAGCUCAAAUAUAAAGAAGUGUAUGAGAAGCAGAAGGGCCAUUAUCUGGCUGGGACACAAAUAAAUGAUUUCCCAAGUGUUGUCCAUUCUCUUGCUUUCCAAAAAAUAAGGAGUGCGCUGGCCUACAGGAAGAAUUAUGAGGACACCAAGGCACACAUUCAUAUCCCGAGCGACAUGAUAAACCACGUGUUGGCUAAGAAAUGCCAGUACAUCCUUAGUGACCUCGAAUACCGAACUUACCUCCAUCAGUGGAACUGUUCGCCUGAGGAGCACGAUGUUAUUAUGGCUAAAAGAGCCCAGGAAAUUCUAAGCGACGUUGUGUACAAGGAUGACUUAACAUGGCUAAAGGGAAUUGGAUGCUAUGUGUGGGACACACCUCAAAUCCUGCAUGCUAAGAAGUCUUAUGAUCUUCAGAGUCAAUUGCUCUACACAAAAGCAGGAAAAGACAAUUUACAGAACUACGGUGUGGUUAUGGACACUCCAGUUUAUGUAACUGCUAUUGAGAGUGGUAUCAAUGCUAGCGACGUGAAAUACAAAGAACAAUACCAUAAAAUGAAGGACCAAUAUACCACAGUUUUGGAAACAGUUGAUCAUGAUAGGAUUCAGAACCUCAAGCACCUUUUCAGUAGCAACCUGUACAAGAACGCCUGGGAUAAAGUGAAGGCCACUGGUUUCACAUUGCCUCCCGAUGCUGUGCCAUUUGUCCGUGCCAAAGAACUGAAGCACAAUGCCAGUAUUGUAAAGUAUCGAGAGGAGUAUGAUCGGUUUAAAGCACUUUACACUCUACCCAGAGGGGUUCAGGAUGAUCCCAACACUGCCAGAUGCCUAAGGGUUGGCAAGCUGAAUAUUGAUCGCUUAUAUAGAGAAGGCUAUGAAAAGAACAAGGCCAAAAUCCAUAUUGCACCAGACAUGGUGGACAUAGUGUCAGCUAAGAGUACUCAGAAGAAAGUCAGUGAAAUCGAUUAUCGCAUCCGUCUCCAUGAAUGGGCCAACAUCCCAGAUCUUCAUGCCAAUGCUCUUGCUCGGAAAGUCAACGACCAGCUGAGUGAUAUUGUGUACAAAGAUGACCUCAACUGGCUCAAAGGCAUAGGUUGCUUUGUCUGGGACACCCCUGAAAUUCUCCAUGCCAAACAUGCCUAUGACCUUCGUAAUGACUUGAAAUACAAGUCAAAGGCCAAGAAAAUGGAAAGCAACUACACCGUGGUCACUGACACACCUCUCUAUGUUCAGAAUGUCCAGAGCGCCAUGAAUCUGAGUGAGGCCGUUUACCGCCAUGACUAUGUGCACAAUGUCAAAGGGAAAUACACUCCAACAGAUAAGACGGUGGAUUUGGAGCGGGCAACUCAUGCUUACAGGAUACAGAAUGAAGGUCUCUACCGAAAAGCUGGCUGGCAUGCACUUCCCACUGGAUACAAACUCCCACCAGAUACCCCUGGUUUCAAGCAUGCUAAACAUGCCCAAUACCUUGGCAGUUAUCUGAAAUACAAGGAAGUCUAUGAACACAUCAAGGAUAAAGGUUACAAUUUUGGACCCAAAGCUGUUCCAUUUGUAAACAUAAGGAAAGUCAACAAAAUUCUCAAUGAGAGGCUCUAUAGGGAAGUAUAUCACAAAAACAAGGAUAAGAUUCAUACCACGCCCGACACACCUGAAAUUCGCCAAGUGAAAACGAACCAGGAAUCCAUCAGUGAUCUGAUCUACAAGACUGACUUCUUCAAGAUGCAGGGGCACAUGAUUUCCUUGCCAUAUACUCCGGAGACGAUACAUAACCGUUACGUUGGAGAGAUUACAAGUGAUGUUAAAUAUAAAACUGAUCUGCAGUGGCUGAGAGGCCUGGGCUGCUUCCUCUAUGAUACCCCUGAUAUGGUCCGUUCUCGACAUUUGCGCAAGCUCUGGUCUAAUUACGUCUACACUGAAGCUGCAAAGAAGUCACAAGAUAAAUAUCGUGUGGUUCUGGACACUCCUGUGUACAGGACCGUUCAGGAGCUGAAGACCCAUUUGAGUGAUCUUGUGUAUAGAGCCGCAGGCAAGGAGCAAAAGACCAAGUACACAUCUAUCCUUGAUACACCAGAUUUCAACAGGGCCAAAAGAGGGCAAAAACUACAGAGUAAGUACUUGUACGUCGAACUUGCAACCAAGGAAAGACCCCAUCACCAUGCUGGGGAUCAGACACCGGCCUUGAAACUUGCUAAGCAUGUGAAGGACUUGGUCAGUGAGAAUAAAUACAAAUCCCAAUAUGAGAAGCUGAAGCACAAGUAUGUAACUGUCGCUGACACACCAAUCCUGAUUAGAGCUAAGAAGGCCUACCUGAAUGCCAGUGAUCUGCGCUACAAAGAAACAUUUGAGAAAGCCAAGGGUAAAUACCACACAGUGAAAGAUGCCUUGGAUAUUGUGUAUCACCGCAAGGUCACUGAUGAUAUCAGCAAAGUGAAAUACAAAGAAAACUACAUGAGUCAAUUAGGAAUCUGGAGAUCUAUCCCAGAUCGACCAGACCAUUUCCACCACCGUGCUGUCACCGAUGCAGUCAGUGAUUUUAAAUAUAAGGAAGAUUUAACGUGGCUCAGAGGCAUUGGCUGUUAUGCAUGGGAUACUCCUGAUCUUCUUCUUGCAGAAAAGAAUAAGACGUUGUACAGUCCGUGUAAAUACAAGGAGUCAUUUGAGAAGAUAAAGUCCAAGUUCAAGUAUGUUGCUGACAGUCCAAUUAAUAGGCAUUUUAAGUAUGCUACUCAGCUGGUGAAUGAGAAAUUGUACAAAUCUGAUUAUGAGAAGAAGAAGGAUAAGUAUUCCCUUGUGGUGGAUGACCCUAGAACCUUGCUGGCCAAAUUGGGAGGCGAACUAAGCAGUCAGAAAAAAUAUAAGGCUAGUGCCAAGUUGUUCCUGCAACAUGGAUGUAAUGAAAUUCUGCGACCAGAUAUGCUGACAGCAUUGUACAACACAAUUCAGGAGAGCCAGUACAAAUACAAACAGCUGUAUGAAAAGCAGAAGGACAAGUUUACAUCGAUUGUGGAUACUCCGGAACACCUGAGGACGACGAAAGUCAACAAGCAAAUCAGUGAUAUCCUCUACAAACUGGAAUAUAACAAGGCCAAACCAAAGGGAUAUACCACAAUCCAUGAUACUCCCAUGUUACUCCACGUACGGAAGGUCAAGGACAGAAUAAGCGAUCUGAAAUACAAAGAAGUCUAUCAACAGAAUAAGUCUCACUGCAACGUUGUACCGGAUUCCGUUCAUAUCAAAGCUGCCAAGCAGGCCUACAAAGUAAACAGCAAUCUGGAUUACAAGAAGAAAUAUGAAGCUGCCAAGGCUCACUGGCACUGGACUGUGGACAGACCGGACUUCAUCCAAGCUGCCAAAUCAUCUUUGCAACAGAGUGAUUAUGAUUACAAAUAUGACCGAGAGUACUAUAGAGGAUGCAAGCUAUCCGUAACAGAUGACAAAAACACAGUGUUGGCUUUGCAGAAUGCAAUCUUGGCGAGUGAUUUAAAAUAUAAAGAGAAGCAUAACAAGGAAAGGGGAACUAUCCACCCAGUUCCAGAUACUCCUCAGAUCCUUCUUGCAAAGACUGUUAGUGCUCUCGUGUCUGAGAACAAAUACAAAGAACAUGUUAAGAAGCACCUGCCACAUGGCUCCUUUACAAAAUUGCCAGAAACACGAGACACUGUUCAUGUCAAAAACGUCACCAAGAACGUCAGUGAGACAAAUUAUAAAAAGAAAUUCCACAAGGAGAAAGGCAAGUCAGACUAUUCAAUCAUGCUGGAGCCUCCUGAUGUGAAACACGCCAUGGAAGUUGCAAAGAAUCAGAGCACUAUCCAAUACAAAAAGGAUGCCAAAUCCAAGCUCCAUUACACUAGUGUGGCGGAUCGCCCUGAUAUUAAGAAAGCCACCCAAGUCUCCCAUUUAGUCAGUGAUAUUGAAUAUAAAGCCAAAGCUCGUGGAGAAGCUGGUAUGGGAGUCAGCAUGCUUGGACGUCCAGAUAUUGAACUUGCCAAGGAGGUGUCCAAACUUACAAGCCAGAUCAAAUACAAAGAGAAGUUUGACAAGGAGAAGGGCAAUAAGCCGCAAUACGACCUGAAGGAAGCCAAGAUCUACAAGACCUUAAAAGAUGCCCACCACAUCGCUAGUGAGAUUAAAUAUAAGGCGGACCUGAAGAAACUUCACAAACCAGUGACAGACAUGUCUGAAUCCCUGUCGAUGCAUCAUGUCUUGAACACCAGCCAGCUCGCCAGUUCUUACCAGUACAAGAAGAAAUAUGAGAAGAGUAAAGGUCACUACCAUGUGGUUCCAGAUAACCUUGAACAGAUCCAUCUAAAGGAAGCCUCAGAACUUCAGAGCAUAGUGAAGUACAAGGAAAAAUAUGAAAAGGAAAGAGGGAAGCCCAUGCUGGACUUUGAAACACCAACGUACCUCACGGCUAAGGAGUCUCAGCACAUGCAAAGCGAGAAAGAAUAUAAAAAAGACUUUGAAGAGUCCAUGAAAGGCAGGAACCUUACUGGCCUGGAGGUCACGCCAUCUCUUUUGCAUGUCAGAUAUGCCACCAAAAUAGCAAGCGAGAAAGAAUACAGAAGAGAUUUGGAAGAAGGUGUCAAAGGUAAAGGCCUAACCAUUUUGGAAGAGACCCCAGACCUACUCAGAGCAAAGAAUGCAACCUAUAUCUUGAAUGAGAAAGAAUACAAGAAAGCUCUAGAGAUGGAAAUCAAAGGAAGAGGCUUGACAGGCCAUUCCACAGAAACGCCUGACUAUAUGAGGGCAAAGAAUGCUAUGGACAUCGCUAGCCAGAUCAAAUAUAAGCAGUCUGCAGAAAUGGAAAAAGCCAACUAUACCACGGUGGUUGACACUCCAGACAUUAUCCAUGCCCACCACGUGAAGAACUUUUCAAGUCAGAAAAAAUAUAAGGAGGAUGCAGAGAGAACUAUGUCAUACUAUGUGCCUGUUCUAGACACACCAGAAAUGCAGAGAGUCCGGGAGAACCAAAAGAAUUUCAGCAUGCUCAGGUACCAGCAUGAUCUACAGGACAGCAAAGGAAAAGUCACAGUUGUACACGAAACACCAGAGAUAUUAAGAGUUAAAGAAAACCAGAAGAACUUCAGCACGAUUUUAUAUAAAGAAGAUAUUGGAACAGGAACAGCUAUUGAAAAGACGCCCGAGAUGCAGAGAAUUAAAAAAACCCAGGAUGCAAUAAGCACGAUUAAGUACAAGGAUCAAAUUGGAAAAGGAACUCCCAUUUCUGAUCUUCCUGAAGUAAAACGUGUCAAGGAGACACAGAAGCACAUCAGCUCGGUUUUGUACAAGGAGAAUGCAGGGCAAGGAACCCCGAUACCACUUACUCCAGAGAUAGAGAGAGUCAAACGCAAUCAAGAACACAUUAGCUCGGUGUCCUACAAAGAAAACUUGGGGGCAGGAACGGCAACUCCUGUUACCCCAGAAAUGGAGAGAGUCAAGCGUAAUCAGGAGAACGUUAGCUCGGUGUUGUACAAAGAGCAUUUAGGGACUGGAACCCCAACACCUAUUACUCCAGAGAUGGAGAGAGUCAAACGCAAUCAAGAAAACUUUAGCUUGGUGUUGUACAAAGAGAAUUUAGGGGCUGGAACUCCAACACCUAUUACUCCAGAGAUGGAAAGAAUCAAACGCAAUCAAGAAAACUUUAGCUCGGUGCUAUACAAAGAAAGCCUAGGGGCAGGAAUCUCAACUCCUGUCACGCCAGAGAUUGAAAGAGUCAAACACAACCAAGAAAUCAUUAGCUCGGUGUUGUACAAAGAAAACGUAGGGAAAGCAACUCCGACCCCUGUCACUCCUGAGAUGGAGAGAGUCAAACGCAAUCAAGAACACAUUAGCUCGGUUUUGUACAAAGAGGAACUGGGGAAAGGUACCCCGACGCCUGUCACUCCUGAGAUGGAGAGAGUCAAGCGCAAUCAACAACACAUUAGCUCGGUUUUGUACAAAGAGGGAUUGGGGAAAGGGACUCAGACACCUGUCACUCCUGAGAUGGAAAGAGCCAAGCGCAAUCAAGAGUUCAUUAGCUCGGUUUUGUAUAAAGAAAACUUAGGGCAAGCAACCCCAGCACCUAUCACUCCAGAGAUGGAAAGAGUCAAACGCAAUCAAGAAAACGUUAGCUUGGUGUUGUACAAAGAAAGCAUGGGAAAAGGAACCCCGACAUCUAUCACUCCAGAGAUGGAGAGAGCUAAACGCAAUCAAGAAAACAUUAGCUCGGUCCUCUACUCUGAUAGUUUCCGGAAACAAGUACAAGGUAAAGCGGCCUUUGUCCUGGAUACCCCUGAAAUGAGACGUGUUCGGGAGACGCAGCGACACAUUUCCACCGUGAAAUACCAUGAAGACUUUGAAAAGAGCAAAGGCAGCUUCACACCUGUAGUUACUGACCCCAUAACAGAACGUGUCAAGAAGAACAUGCAGGAUUUCAGUGAUAUUAACUACAGGGGCAUUCAGAGACGAGUUGUGGAAAUGGAGCGGAAACGGAUAGAUCAAGAUCAAGAAAUGAAUACAGAUCUUCGUGUGUGGCGUACUAAUCCUGGAUCAGUCUUUGACUAUGACCCAGCAGAAGACAACAUUCAAUCUAGAAGCUUACACUUGAUUACUGUUCAAGCCCAGCGACGUAGCCGAGAGCAAUCCCGCUCUGCCAGUGCACUGAGCCUCAGUGCUGGAGAUGAAAAAUCUGAACAUUCAGAGGCUGCCGAUCAGCACAUGUCCUAUUACAGCAAUGGAGGCUUCUUUACCACAACUACAUCAGUGGACUACAAACACGCUAAAACUGUAGAGCUGCCACAACAACGGUCAUCUUCUGUUGCUACCCAGCAGACAACAGUCUCUUCCAUCCCCUCUCAUCCAUCUACUGCAGGGAAGACGUAUCGCGCCAUGUAUGACUAUACUGCAGCAGAUGCUGAUGAAGUCUCCUUCAAAGAUGGUGAUGCAAUCGUCAAUGUCCAGGCCAUUGAUGAAGGCUGGAUGUAUGGGACUGUGCAAAGAACAGGCAAAACAGGCAUGCUUCCAGCUAACUAUGUAGAAGCUGUUUAAGCCAAAAUGGAGGCGAUAUUCCAUGAGACAUUUUGACAAGGUAAAUAAAAAGGCACCUCACAAAAUGGCUGCCUGAUAUAAUCCUUAAACACUUUCUCAGGUGCCUUAUUAUUUUCCCGUUGAUAUAUGAUAUAUGCAUUGCCUUUUACACAACAAACAUUCUCUCAUUCUAGUCAUCACAGAACCAGUGGGAAAUACCAACAUGGCAGCCUCCAUCACUACCUUGAUUAAAUGGACUUGUGUAUUGAAACAUUAUCUAAAAGAGAAUUGUUUGGCUCUCAGUUCCACUGUAUUGUCAACCUCUUUGUUUGGAAUCAAGCUCAUAGUCCAAACUAAUCUUACUCUUUUUUAAUGAAACAUCUAAUCUGUGUUGGUUUUAAUGCUUUUCUUAUCAAGAGAUGUUGUGUUCUCCUGUGAUAUUAUAAAAAUAGCCAAAUGUAUUUAUUUCUGUUUCAAGUAAGCAAUUAUGUAAAGCUAACAUCUCAAACCAGCCAAGCUAUAUGUGGGAAAGCCCCUCCUCUUGUCUGCUUACAGAACGCUGGUGCAUGCCUUAUUCAUCCGAGUGUUCUUUGGUCCUGGUACUCCCUCUCCAAGUGGUGACUAAUAAAUUUCACAGCUCUGCAAAUGUA
This is a messenger RNA of Podarcis raffonei (Aeolian wall lizard), 22792 nucleotides long. It is a transcript of the gene NEB, whose product is annotated as nebulin. The coding region runs from base 225 to 22163 and encodes 7312 amino acids. The transcript is spliced from 162 exons. Lineage: Eukaryota; Metazoa; Chordata; Lepidosauria; Squamata; Lacertidae. Gene Ontology annotation, cellular component: Z disc. The record is from RefSeq and is a predicted model, not a curated record. Gene Ontology annotation, biological process: cardiac muscle thin filament assembly. Gene Ontology annotation, molecular function: actin filament binding.